AUGGGCCAAGCCCCUACGCGUAAAGCACUGGGGCCCUCGACCCAGUCAACUCCCACGCUCUUCCCAUUGUCGUCCGAGGAGUACUAUCUGCCUGAAGGUGCUAUGCUCGAUGUGGUGCUGGAGAUCGUGUCUGCUAGUAACAUUAUGGCAGGCGACUAUCUCGGACUCACGGCUUUAAUGCAAGGCCAAUUAUGCUCAAGCGACGCGUACGCUGUCAUUGAAGUGAAUGGUCACAAAGUGGCUUGGACCCAUCCGGACUUUUCGACACUGGACCCAGUUUGGCACGAAAAGUUUUUUUUUCGGAAUGUCCUGCCAGGCUCGCGAUGCAAACUGUACCUACUGGACAAAGACGUGAAUGCGGACGAUGAACUGGGUGAGACGCAGUUUGUUAUCGUCGACACGGACAACAACGAAUCGACAUCUGAGCUGGCCAUCACGUUCAAUGGGAAAAAGGCCGGCACGAUUGUUGUCAAGGUCCGGUCACAUCCGGUGUACCGUGAACCUGGUGCCGUGCUUCACGAGUACGGCCCUGUGCGCUAUUCCGUGCACUCCAGUGUGACAGCUGGGCUUAUGACCAUGUCCAUGUCCAACAACUCCAAAGUGGAAUCGCUGGCGUACCACAUCCAGCUACACAAUGUCCCGCUCUUUCUGCCAACGGAACACGAGUGGAACAAGGACUACCCGACGAUUCAGCGCAUUUUUUCGCCAGAGUAUCCAGAGUCGCUGGUGCUGCGUCAAGCGAUUAUAACGCAGCACGCGUUGAUCUAUACCCACGGCAUUAGCAACACACAAUACGGUGCGAUUUCGUCACCAGUCGAGUUCUUCAAGCUCAUUCACGACGGAACGCGUCUUGACAAGCCAGUCCUGUUCACGUAUGUCAUUACGAAGAACGGCUGGUAUUUCUCCGAGACAGGUGCAGCUUUUUUCAAGGACAUGCUGUCAAAGCACAUGCUGCACUCGUGCGCUGCAUUAUCUGUGUUGUACGCUGGGGAGUUUCGUGUCGACAACCGUCUGUUUGGUGCACCAAAGCUCAUUAUUGACAACGACAGUGGUACUUAUGCCCCGCCUAAGGCAGUUCUGCCGCGCGUUAAGGCGCUGCUUGAGAACAAUUUUCCUGGAAUAGCAGUUGAGGCGUUGGAUCGCGAAGACGAAGGUGUGCAGCAAACACGCAAGGAGAUUCUGGACUUAUGGACAUGA
Molecule: messenger RNA, 1197 nt
Organism: Peronospora matthiolae
Lineage: Eukaryota; Oomycota; Peronosporomycetes; Peronosporales; Peronosporaceae
Source: the annotation of a GenBank genome assembly